AUGUUCCUGCCCCAGAGAGCUCUGCAGCUGCUGACAUUGUUGGCAGUUCUGUUUUUUGCCUGUUUUGCAACAUGUCAAGACACAGAGAGGAGAGCAGUGACGGAGCACCAGCUGAUGCACGACAAGGGCAGGGCGUUCCAGGGGCUGAAGCGGCUGCUGUGGCUGCACCAGGCCCUGGGCAGCGUGCACACGGCCAGCAGCAGGGACGUUCCGCUCGCGGAUGCCCUGUGGGAUUCGCGGGCCAGCCAGGAUCCCUCGGAUCAAUACAGCCUCAUCGACAGGGAGGAGACUGCAAGACUGAGGAAGCUGCUGCAGGAGCUGAUGGAAGAGGAGCAGGGCUCCCCCCGGCUAAAGCAGCUGGAGUAUGUGAAGACCCCAAAGGCUAACUGGAACCCACAAGACCUUGUCGACCUCCUACAAAUCAAAGAGCUGGGCAGCAAGAGAGCUCCUGUGAGCCAGCCCCAGCACUACUCCCACUAG
Dryobates pubescens (Downy woodpecker) is the source of this 480-nucleotide messenger RNA. Its product is annotated as parathyroid hormone 4-like. The coding region runs from base 1 to 480 and encodes 159 amino acids. The transcript is spliced from 2 exons. Gene Ontology annotation, molecular function: hormone activity; peptide hormone receptor binding. Gene Ontology annotation, biological process: adenylate cyclase-activating G protein-coupled receptor signaling pathway; bone mineralization; regulation of chondrocyte differentiation. Gene Ontology annotation, cellular component: extracellular region. Lineage: Eukaryota; Metazoa; Chordata; Aves; Piciformes; Picidae. The record is from RefSeq and is a predicted model, not a curated record.